This is a messenger RNA of Paraglomus occultum, 1377 nucleotides long. The record is from the annotation of a GenBank genome assembly. Lineage: Eukaryota; Fungi; Glomeromycota; Glomeromycetes; Paraglomerales; Paraglomeraceae.
AUGAGCGAACCGACCAAAGCCCAGAUCAGUGAAAUGUUCAAGAAAUUCACUGCUCAGAGAGCAAACAAGAUGUGUUUUGACUGCAACGCUAAGAAUCCUUCCUGGGCGAGCGUCACAUUUGGAAUAUAUCUUUGCCUCGACUGCUCCUCUGUUCAUCGCAAUCUCGGCGUCCAUAUUAGCUUUGUUCGCUCUACCUCUCUAGACUCGUGGACAUGGGAUCAACUCCGCAUUAUGAAAGUAGGCGGCAACGCUGCUGCCUCGGCAUAUUUCGCAAAACAUGGUUCCAGUAUUUUAAAUACAAAGGAUGUCACUGCCAAGUAUACCUCUCGCGUAGCAGUAAAGUACAAAGAAGAAUUACAACGCCGAGCAAAACAAGACGCAUUAGACGAUCCGGGUUUUGUUUUAUUGCAGGAGAACGAGCAACCGAGUAGUUCAGUACAAACUGACGACUUUUUUGACAGUUUUCUGUCAGGAAAUGCAUCGAAAUCAACCUCAACUGCAACAUCCACCUCUACGCCGACAUCUUCCGUUACGCUCACAAAACCCAAACCAGCUCAAUCGAAAAUUUUAUCAAAACCCACCGCGUCGAAAAAGCCUAAAAAAGGUCUUGGUGCUGUUGCAGUUAAGCGUAAUAUUGAAGAAGCAGAACAAAAGGCCAAGGAGGAAGAAGAAUUUUCCGUUCGUACCACUUAUUCUCGUAAUAGCAGCGAACAAGCGCAAGAGCGAUCAGAGGAAUCGGCGUCGUUUAGUUCGAGGUUAGCGUAUAACGAUAGCUCUCUUGGAGGCGGUAGAGCAGAUAUCGGUUCAAACACAAAGAUUGGGAGUGAUGAUAUGGAUAGGCUCGGUAUGGGAAUGUCGAGGCUGGGUUUCGGAUCAAUUGGCCCACCUCCUGAAAAGACAACCGUGGAAAGAGAAGAUAGAUACACGGGCUUUGGGUCAAGUUCGUUCAAAUCUUCGAGGGAUUACGAAGAUAAUCGUAGUUCCGCAAGUGCAGACGUAAAUUACGCCCAACAAACAUUUGGUAACCAAAAAUCUAUUUCCUCUGACCAAUUUUUUGGACGUAACGCCUACGACCCUGAGGCUCAAUCUGCGGCAUCUGACCGUCUACGUCAAUUCCAAGGAGCGACUUCUAUAUCUUCUGAAGACUACUUUGGUCGUAAAGAGGAACCUGUCAAGUCGGAUGGGUUGGAUUUGAAUAAUCUAGAGUUAUCAGCACGGGAGAUUGCAAGGAAGUUUGCCGAGCAAGCUGCAACCGAUUAUGAGGCCGUCAAAAUUGCCGUUGAGAGAGGAAGUGAUAAAUUGAAGGAAUACAUUGAAGCUAUUCAGGUUGGUUUUGGAAAGUUUUGGAGAGUAUGCUGGUUGUUUGGUUAUUGGUGA